AUGCCAAAAUUCCCCACCACUUCCCGGAACCCCACGGUAUCCGCUCCUCCCACUCGAGGAGCCGUUCGAAGGUCAGCCGGGAGUGGCCCGCCACCCGGACACGCACUUCGAUCUUUACCCCCAGGAGGCAACCACGCGCCCCAGCAUACCUCGCCGAGGAUGCAGGUCCGGUCCACGGCACAUAUCACACCGACUUCAAGAAAGUCGGACGAGGAUCCGGACUUCGAGACGGCUCACGCAGCUUGUACCAGAACAUUCAGGCUCGCUGAGGAACACAAUCAGAAGCUCAAGGCACGCUUUACUGAGCAACAGCAGCAGUCUGUCGCCAAAGAGACCCAGCUAAACGGAAUAGUCCGGCAGCUUCGCUUAGAGAAACAAAGGGCUACCGAUGAGCUUCGGCAGUUUCGCUUAGAAAAGCAAAGGGUUACCGAUGAGCUCCAGAGACUACGGGAUGAAAACACCAGCCUGCAGCAGCGCUUAGACGCUACAGACUUGGAUAGGUCUAUCAUGACCCUGGACGAACACAGCCAGGUCUUGAGGGAGAUACACGCCGCCUCAUCUUUAGUAACCGACAAGGUUUUACAAAAGAUCAGCGAGACCCAAAAUGUCCAGUGCAACGCCUCGUUACCUUUUCCAGAGAUGACCCAAGGAUCCUGGGUCGGUCCGGACGAGCAUUUUGACUUACCGAGCAACCCCCCUUCUCCCGGAGGACGCCGGUCCUCUAGAUAUGGCUGA
Molecule: messenger RNA, 735 nt
Organism: Penicillium longicatenatum
Lineage: Eukaryota; Fungi; Ascomycota; Eurotiomycetes; Eurotiales; Aspergillaceae
Exons: 2
Coding region: 1-735 (244 amino acids)
Source: RefSeq, a predicted model, not a curated record